This is a messenger RNA of Camellia sinensis, 669 nucleotides long. The record is from RefSeq and is a predicted model, not a curated record. NCBI's taxonomy places the organism in Eukaryota, Viridiplantae, Streptophyta, Magnoliopsida, Ericales, Theaceae.
GAGUUCAUUCCCUAUUACUCGUUCAACUCUUGAGAGCUUUUCUUGUUGUUUGCAUUUAUUGCUUUUCAACUCUCUCUUUUUCUUAGAACUUUCUCUCCCAACUUUUUCCCUAGAUAAUGUCUUGCUGCGGAGGAAACUGUGGCUGCAGCGGUGGCUGCAAGUGCGGCAACGGCUGUGGAGGAUGCAACAUGUAUCCUGACAUGAGCUACUCAGAGACCACCACUACCGAGACCCUUAUUGUUGGUGUUGCCCCUCAGAACACACACUUUGAGGGAUCUGAGAUGGGUGUGGGAGCUGAGAAUGGUUGCAAAUGUGGAGCCAACUGCAGCUGUGACCCUUGCAGUUGCAAAUGAGCAAAUGACAACUUCCUGACUAGCCUUCUACAAAGCCAGAGAUGAGAAGAUGGUUCUCUCUCAACAAUAAUCUAAAUACAUAUGUAAUAUGUAUUUAUAUAUGUAUAACAUCUCUCUGCUUGUGGGUAUGAGGCUUCUUUAAAUUAUGAAGGUUUUUUUUAGUGUUUUUCUUAUAAAUGAAGUGGACAUGGUCAUUUGGUGUUUGUUUGGCUAUGUUUGUAUAAUGUUAGAAAGUUAUAUAUGUAUGUUUAGAGUUCGAAUGUCUGUCUGAAUGGAAACUCUACUUUUCUGUUACAUUAAUGUCAGUUUUCUUUGA